Cordyceps militaris CM01 is the source of this 828-nucleotide messenger RNA. RefSeq names its product putative non-ribosomal peptide synthetase. The transcript has a single exon. The coding region runs from base 1 to 828 and encodes 275 amino acids. NCBI's taxonomy places the organism in Eukaryota, Fungi, Ascomycota, Sordariomycetes, Hypocreales, Cordycipitaceae. The record is from RefSeq and is a predicted model, not a curated record.
AUGCCCACGUCACUCAACCCUCAUUUCAUCAACAACCAUUCAACACUCUCUGCAAUGGAGCCCCAACUAGUCCAACUCGGCGACGACUUCCCCUUCUACGUCGCCAGCUACAACGGCGUUCCGAGCGGCGAGUACGAAGCGCGCUUCAUCUACAAGGAGAUCUUUGGCGACCACUGCUACGACGUGGCGCAGCUGUCGGACCCGCGGCUCAUCAUCGACGUGGGCGCCAACAUUGGCCUCUUUUCCGUGUACAUGAAGCGCAAGCACCCCGGCUGCCAGCUGCUCGCCUUUGAGCCGGCGCCUGACACCUUUGCCGUGCUGACAGCCAACGUGGGGCUGCACGCGCCCGGCGGCGUCGAGACGCGGCAGUGCGCCCUCGGGCCCGCCCCCGGCACCGGCGCCCUCACCUUCUUCCCGAACCUGCCGGGCAACUCGACGCUGGUGCCCGACGAGAAGCGGCGGUUCCAGGCGCUGCUCGGCGCCGAGGUCGGCACCAACUUCACCGACAAGAUGUUUGCCGACGCCGGCAGCGUCGACGUCGCCGUCCGCCGCCUGUCGGACGUGCUGGACGAGCGUGGCGACUUUGACGCUAUUGACCUGCUCAAGAUCGACGUCGAGGGCGCCGAGCUGGGCGUGCUGAAAGGCCUUAGUGAGGCGCACUGGGACAAGGUCCGCAAUGUCGUGCUCGAGACGUGCGAUUUGAGCAGCGAGCGGGAGGAGCUGACGCAGCUGCUCGAGGAAAAGGGUUUCUCUUUGGAGAGCACCAAGGCCGAUUGGAGUCCCAAGGGAGCGCAGUUCUACACCAUCAUCGCCAGGCGCGCAAAAUAG